This is a messenger RNA of Alternaria rosae, 1058 nucleotides long. Its product is annotated as U2 small nuclear ribonucleoprotein A. NCBI's taxonomy places the organism in Eukaryota, Fungi, Ascomycota, Dothideomycetes, Pleosporales, Pleosporaceae. Gene Ontology annotation, biological process: mRNA splicing, via spliceosome. The record is from RefSeq and is a predicted model, not a curated record. Gene Ontology annotation, molecular function: U2 snRNA binding; protein binding. Gene Ontology annotation, cellular component: U2 snRNP. The transcript has 5 exons. The coding region runs from base 115 to 849 and encodes 244 amino acids.
AGCUACGCGACCAACUUUGGCAACUCCGCGCAAAAUACCGAACGAUAGCCUGGCUCACAGCAAAUACUACGAACCACAUCCUUGAACCAAAACACACCACGGACUACCGCCAACAUGAGGUUAACAACAGACCUCAUCAACAAUUCCCUGUCCUUCAUCAACUGUCUCACGGAGCGUGAACUCGAUCUGCGAGGUCACAAGAUUUCCGCUAUUGAGAACAUGGGAGCGGCGCGAGACAACGACGCCAUAGACCUUACCGACAACGACAUCGCACAGCUCGGCAAUUUCCCGCUCCAACCUCGUCUCCGAACACUCUUCCUCGCGCAAAACCGCAUCUCCAACAUCCAACCCAACCUCUCGUCGAGCAUACCAAACCUGCGCACACUAGUCCUUACCAAGAACAGGAUAGCAGAGCUGGCCGACUUGGAUCCGCUGGCGAGUUUCAAACAACUGGUAUACCUGUCAUUGAUGGGAAACCCCGUCACAAGCAAAGAGAACUACCGGUAUUGGGUCAUCUGGCGCUGCCCGACUGUGCGCUUCCUAGACUUUAGCAAAGUGCGGGAUGUCGAGCGAAAGAAGGCCAAGGAGCUGUUUGGAACUGUCGAGGAGCCGACAGAACUUGCAAACCAGAUCUCGAGCAACAGGUCCAAGGGCUUCGUCGUCCCCUCGUACGCAAACGGUGCCGACUCGGGCAAAGAGCGCAUCUACACCGACGAAGAGAAGAAGCGCAUGCGCGCUGCCAUCCUCAAUGCAAGCAGCUUGGCCGAGAUGGCGAGGCUGGAGAAGGACUUUGCGGAAGGUCGGAUACCAGCGCAUAUCCUCGAGGGUGGAGACCCUAUGGAGACAUAGGCGCUAUACUAUCCGGAAGUUUUGACGAGGAUCAAAACGCACACACGAUGAUGGGUAUCACAUGUCACGACUGUGCAAAGCCCUGCGCAUGCAUGAGCAAGAGGGGCACGCAAGAACGGUAACGCACUGGAGGAUUCUGCACGCACAGCAUGAGACUUCGAAGGAACGCGCCAGCGUGCAAUGGUUAUAGGGGAGGCCUGGCGAUGCCA